Messenger RNA from Trifolium pratense (red clover), 1431 nucleotides. RefSeq names its product mRNA cap guanine-N7 methyltransferase 2. Gene Ontology annotation, biological process: 7-methylguanosine mRNA capping. Gene Ontology annotation, cellular component: nucleus. Gene Ontology annotation, molecular function: mRNA 5'-cap (guanine-N7-)-methyltransferase activity. The coding region runs from base 148 to 1221 and encodes 357 amino acids. The record is from RefSeq and is a predicted model, not a curated record. The transcript is spliced from 10 exons. Lineage: Eukaryota; Viridiplantae; Streptophyta; Magnoliopsida; Fabales; Fabaceae.
AAAAUAAAAAUAAACAUAAUAUUUUUUGACAAUAGCGGUGGUAGACGGUGGUAGCUUCUCUCUUCUCUUCUUCUUGUUCUUCUUCUCCGAAUCAUCUCUACUUGCAUUCUUCCACCAACAAGAUUCAAGCUUGAAAAUAAGAGAACGAUGAGUAAUCAAUUGGUGGGGAAAAGCGAUUCAAACCAUCAACGUCUCUACGAUUUUGCUAAAAUGUCUCUCAUCAAGAUAUUCGCUCACCCUUACGCCACCGUUUGCGAGUUGUAUUGUGGUGGUGGCGCUGAUGCUGAUAAAUGGCUCGACGCCCAAAUUGCCCACUACAUUGGUAUCGAUGUUUCUUCGUCUGGGAUAGACCAAAUUCGACAAGCUUGGGAGAGCAAUAGGAAAUCUUACUCUGCCGAUUUCUUUCAGCUUGACCCUUCAACUGAAAAUAUAGAAGUGCAUUUGGAGGAGAAGACCAAUACAGCUGAUUUUGUCUGCUGUUUGCAGCAUUUGCAGUUGUGUUUUGAAACUGAAGAGAAAGCGCGGAGACUUCUUCUAAACGUGUCAUCUCUACUGAAACCAGGGGGAUAUUUUCUCGGUAUUACUCCUGACUCAUCUACUAUAUGGGCAAAGUAUCAGAAGAAUGUUGAAUCCUAUCACAACAAAGGCAGCGGCAUGAAGCCAAACAUUGUUCCCAACUGCAGCAUCCGGACAGAGAAUUACAUGAUUACUUUUGAAGUUGAAGAAGAAAAGUUUCCAUUAUUUGGAAAGAAAUAUCAGCUGAAGUUUGCUAAUGAUGUCUCUGCUGAAACCCAUUGCUUGGUUCACUUUCCAAGUUUAAUCAGGCUGGCUAGGGAAGCUGGACUUGAGUAUGUGGAGAUCCAAAAUUUAACGGAAUUUUAUGAUGACAACAGAGCACAAUUGGCUGGCUUGCUUACGAACUAUGCUCCAAACCUUUUGGAUACUAGGGGUAGACUUCUUCCUCGAUCAUAUGACGUGCUUGGUCUCUAUACAACAUUUAUAUUUCAAAAGCCUGACCCAGACAUAACGCCACCAAUUGCAACUCCAAUAUUGCAAGAUGCUAGUUAUAAUCUUGACGAGGGAAUAAUUUGGCGAGAGGAUGAAAUCAAUGGACUUUUUGUAGUAGAUCCUUCUAUUGGGGUAGGUAUUGGCAAGAUAAGCGAGCAGAAAGGGAUAUUGGGCCCUGGCCCAGCAGAAUUACGUUUUCCAGAAGCACUUUGACAUGGCUGUUCUAACGAAGCUAUAGGUUACAUUAUAAAAAAUGACGCUAUAGGUUUUAGCUAGUUUCGCUGAUUUAAUGCUGUUAGUAUUUUUCUGGCACCCCAAACAAGAGGAAGUUAGGCUCGUACUUCUUCCAUUUGCUUUUCUAAGGUUUGUUAUUUUAUCUAACAUGUAGUCAAUAUUGAGAGGUUAAGUUAUCCUAGUUUGGCA